CCCUGUUUCCACCACUAUCUUCCAACCCAUAUCACUAUUUUCCAACCCAGUGUUACAGAUAGUGGAAAGGAAUAUGGUCACCCUCACGGGGGUUCCUUUUGGCUACUUUCUAGAUAGACAUCACGGCCUGUCGCAACAAUGCCGUCCAAGGUCACACCGACAAACCUGUCCCCAGUGGUCUCGAUAAUGGCCUGGUUACUUAUGGUGAUCUCUGCCUUGGCCGUGUUCACGCGCGUGGGAAUCAAAUACGUAAUCAGCCGCCAGUUGUCGCUGGAUGAUGGACUGAUUCUGGUGUCACUGCUGUUCUGCAUUCUCCAGUCAGUAUGCGUUGCAAAUGAAGCCAGUAAUGGUUUUGGAAUGCAGCGGAGUCUGAUUCCGGAUAGCCAUUUGGAGCCGUUGCUCAAGUCCAACUACGCCGCAGACAUGUUGUAUAUUUGCAGCAUCACGUUCGCCAAACUCAGCACCCUCGCCUUCAUAACCUUUCUCAUGCAACGGACGCGCAAAAUCGAAUGGGGUAUAAUAGGGAUAACUGUGAUUUGGGCUAUCACCGCGGAGUUUGCCGUUGCAUUCCAAUGCCAUCUGCCGCAGCCCUGGGACUGGCUCGAGGGUCGUUGUUUUGAUCGGAACGCCUGGUGGAAUUACUUUGAUAUCAGCAAUCUUUUCCUCGAAUUAAUCAUCAUCAUCUUUCCCUCGCUGCUCAUGCUACAGACUCAAAUGCACUGGAAAAAAAAGGUCAUAGUUCUCACAUGUUUUCUGACGCGAUUGGCAGUUAUCAUUUCCAUUGUCAUUGGACUAGUUUACCGUGAUAGAGUCUCUACCGAAGCAGAUCCAACGCUCGCGCCAUGGAGCGUUGCCGUAUGCAUGCAGAUUACCCAAUGCGCUGACAUUGUGGUCGCGUGCGUCCCCCAGCUGAAACCAUUUCUGAAAGGGUUGGAAUCGAGCGGCCUCCGACUCUACAAAUUGCAGGGGGAAAAUUCAAUACGCGCGGGCUACUACCAGAGCCACGGCAGCAGAGGCAAAUCCGUGGGGCAAGAGUUAAGUGGUCUCCGCGGAGUGAGCAAUCAGACGACCGUGACGGCGCACUCCCCGGGGUGGCAGGAUCAAUGGAACGAUGGCCAGAGCCACACGAGCCAGAGCCACAUCAUUCGCGAGACUCGAGAGUGGGUGGUGGAAGAGGAGCCGGUGCGAACCGACGAUUCCCUUGCUAGCUCGACCAGCUAGAGGCGCUAAAUGCUAGUCACUGUGAGCUAGUCCUGUAGUAAAAGUGGCCCCGGC
This is a messenger RNA of Aspergillus heteromorphus CBS 117.55, 1275 nucleotides long. RefSeq lists its product as uncharacterized. The coding region runs from base 139 to 1221 and encodes 360 amino acids. NCBI's taxonomy places the organism in Eukaryota, Fungi, Ascomycota, Eurotiomycetes, Eurotiales, Aspergillaceae. The transcript is spliced from 5 exons. The record is from RefSeq and is a predicted model, not a curated record.